AUGAUGUCUUCCCGUCUUUUCUUACUUGUUACUCUUGGUAUAUUAGGUCAUUUUGUGUCAUGGAUCUAUGGUCAUGCUUACUUUUCUUAUCCAACGCCACGUAACGUUUAUUGCACUAAUGGUUCAUGCGCUGCUAAUGGUACGUUAGGAGCUCAAGGACCAGUUUGGAGUUUACCGGCCAAUAGUACAUUAAUUGCUGCAAGUCCAACAAGCCAAACAACAUGUAAUGGGUCUGUUUUGAUAACCAAUGCUCCAGUAGGUAACACUUACGAUCCAGGAUUUCAAGGUAAAACGGCUGCUUCAUGGCCUGCUGGUUCAUCGCAAACAUUUCAAAUAUUUGUUUCUCAAAUCCAUUCACCGGAAAACCAAACCAUUUAUCCCGCUGAUGGUUGGCAAAUUCGUUAUCGGGAUGGUACACAGCCUGGUUCAACAUUUUCUCCGAUUGCAUUUACUUAUUUAAAUACUUCAAUAUCAGGAUCUAUUGGUGUUGCUCCGGCCAUUGGAUUCCAGUUAGGUCAGAUAGUUUUGGCUACAAUUACUGUUCCCUUGAAUACGACUACAGAUGGUAUAUUUCAAUUCUUUUGGCGUAAUAAUGAAGUCGGUCCAGGUGUCAUGUGGUUAUCGUGUGUCGAUGUUACCAUUACAGCUCUCGGCACCAUUACAGCCCCGACAACAUACAUUAUUGUUCUUGCCACUUUUUUGACCACUGUUAGCGCAGCAUUAAAUCUAUAA
This is a messenger RNA of Rotaria sp. Silwood1, 732 nucleotides long. Lineage: Eukaryota; Metazoa; Rotifera; Eurotatoria; Philodinida; Philodinidae. The record is from the annotation of a GenBank genome assembly.